This is a messenger RNA of Girardinichthys multiradiatus, 1079 nucleotides long. RefSeq names its product serine-rich and transmembrane domain-containing protein 1. The coding region runs from base 335 to 670 and encodes 111 amino acids. The transcript is spliced from 2 exons. NCBI's taxonomy places the organism in Eukaryota, Metazoa, Chordata, Actinopteri, Cyprinodontiformes, Goodeidae. The record is from RefSeq and is a predicted model, not a curated record. Gene Ontology annotation, cellular component: intracellular membrane-bounded organelle.
CAAGAGAGUCACAAAGAGAAGGGAUCGGAGUAGAAUGAGCACUACACUGCCUCUUCUUUCUUUUCCAGCAUUCUCCAGGAAAAAAGCAGCAUCACUACAGCCCCUAUUAGACAGGACUAUUUGUGUGUGUCUGAUCAUAGAGACGACCCACAUCCAUCUGCGUCCACUCAAGCUGUGCAGUCUGUCUACACUGAAUGACAGAGAGGGAGACAAGAAGAACCAGGGGAAAUCUGAGGGGAGGCAGAUCUAGUUUACUCUGCUGCAAGCCUGAAGAAGGGAUGGAUUUCCACACAAAGUGACCAGACAGAAGCUAAACUGCAAGUAUUAAGCCAGGAUGUCAGGAAUGGAUGUCCUGCUGGUAGACAACAACAAGACCGGAGUCACCGCAUUAGACAACGGAACUUUUCUCCGUUUCUCCCCGAUGUCUGCCUCCACGUUGGAGACCGCCUCGUCCCCGGGACGCCAGGGGAACGUUUUCGUGUACGUGUGGCUCUUCCUGGGCCUCCUGGCCUUCCUGCUGACGCUGCUCAUCAUCUCCCUGCACAGGCUGAAGAACAUCAUCUCCUCCUCCGUCCCCGACUGCGGCAGCGAGGGAGGGAGCUCCUUCACCAACAUGGAGAUCUGCAGCGUCUCGUCUCAGAGGUCAACCAUCUCCACACUUUCCACCUGAGGGAGCUCAUAGCAUGCAGACUCAUGUUGAAAUGUGCUGUUUUCUCUUUACAGGGCGAGGAUGCAUGACAGAAAAAAAUGCCACAACAUAACAUGGUGGAAUAGUAUUAUCCUCCCAUGCAUGCAUAUUUUAUUCCUGGAGGUUCAGUGAAUUUGGUGCGUAUAUACAACCUGUAUUACCACCAUGAAGAUUUUAAGAGUUGAAAGUCAACAUAACCCACUAAGCCUGACUUCAGCAUUGAAAAAUGAACCUGAUGAAUGCUUUUCCAUUGCAGGGAUGCACAAAGUGAGAGACACCUGUCUUUUUUUUUUUUACUCUUUUCAGUCAUAUUUACUUUAGAAGCUUUGUCUAUAUAUAUUGCACUGCAAAAACUAGCAUCAUAAGAAAUUAAAGAUCUCUACUUUGUAAA